Symbiodinium necroappetens is the source of this 876-nucleotide messenger RNA. NCBI's taxonomy places the organism in Eukaryota, Dinophyceae, Suessiales, Symbiodiniaceae. The record is from the annotation of a GenBank genome assembly.
AUGGCGUUUAUGCCGAGCUCGCCGACAGGGCAGAGGGACUCCGUGCCGGUCUCGCCGACAGGGCGGAGGGUGGACUCCGUCUCUCCUGGAGGUCGGAAAGUAGAUCCACGGCCGUACUAUCAAUGGCUCUUCGAUCGCCGCCGAAGCGGCGAGUUGAGCCCAUUGGCAUCUCACUUCCCCCCGCAACCAUGGCCACCUUCGCCUUCGAUGGUCCGCACUGCUUCCGCCCCCGCAGACUUGCACAUGGGCCAGCCCAGUCCGACUGGAGUUGGGUCGGUGCUCCUCUCACCGCUCUCUGAUGCAGCUUCCUUCCUGGCCAAGGCUGCUGACCUGAGCUUGAAGCGGAAGGACGUCGGCCACGCCCUGCAUUGCUGCAAUCAGGCGGUCUCCCUCGGACCGGACUGUGGUCCUGCUUGGAGACAUCGAGCUUGUGCAAGAUUGCAAGCGGGUCAAGCAGAAGCGGCCGUCGAGGAUGCAUCAGCGGCUGUGCUAGCAGAACCUCUGAAUGUGCACUCCUGGGAAACCCGCACCGCUGCAAAGUUUGGAAGCGGUGAUUAUGAUGGUGCUGUUGAGGAUGCAGCUCAUGCCAUUUCGCUUGAUGCUUGGCGGCCGAGUCUCUGGAGAAGGCGAGCUUUGGCCAGUGUGAUGCUGCAGGAGUAUGGGAAUGCCAAGGAGGACCUUGACAAGGCCUUGCACCUGGACCCAAAGCAUGCUGCCAGUUGGCGCAAUCGCGGGGCGGUGAGGCUGGCUAUGAGUGACGUUCCAGGUGCUGAGUCAGAUGCUUCACGCGCUGUGAAGUUGCACCCAACAGUUGACAGCUACCUGCAGCGCGCCAAGAUUCGGACUCCUGGCCGCAUCAAGAAAGGGUCUCCAUGA